Messenger RNA from Pollicipes pollicipes, 2776 nucleotides. RefSeq names its product protein CASP. Gene Ontology annotation, molecular function: RNA polymerase II transcription regulatory region sequence-specific DNA binding; DNA-binding transcription factor activity, RNA polymerase II-specific. Lineage: Eukaryota; Metazoa; Arthropoda; Thecostraca; Pollicipedomorpha; Pollicipedidae. Gene Ontology annotation, cellular component: nucleus; Golgi membrane. The record is from RefSeq and is a predicted model, not a curated record. Bases 104 to 2128 code for a protein of 674 amino acids. Gene Ontology annotation, biological process: intra-Golgi vesicle-mediated transport; regulation of transcription by RNA polymerase II. The transcript has 17 exons.
UUGUUGACGUUGCACUUGCGUCGGUGUGAUUUGUGUGUUGUGGUGAUUUGUGCGCGAUUAGUGGAUAUUGUGAUAAUUGUGCGGUGUGAGUGAAAGUGAUAACAUGGGAACUAAAGUGAUGGACCUUGUACAAGAGUGGAAGAAGUUUGGAUUAUCUGGCCUACAGAGUGAGCUGGAUGACGUGGCUGCUCAGAUCGCUACCCGCCAGGACGAGAGCGAAGUCUCUCGGCGGGCGCUCGUGGAACUCACCCGAGACUUCAGAAAGAACACACCCGAGGACGUUCGGAAGAUGAUCGCCCCGCUUCUGAAGAGCUUUCAGUCGGAAGUUGAUAGCCUCUGCAAUCGAAGCAAAGGAGCUGAGACGGCCUUUUUGAACGUUUACAAGAAGCUGAUUGACAUGCCUGACAUCACCCCGGCGCUCGAGUUCAGCCUGAGCGCGCAGCAGAAGCUGGCCAAGCUGGCCGAGCUGCAGCUGGAAAACAGCCAGCUGCGCGACACGCUCAGCAGCUACACGGCUGAACUGAAGGACGUCCGCAGUCAAGACGUGACCAUCAAACAACUGAAAGAGGAAAUCCGCCAGCACGAAACAAAGCAAGAAAGCGUUAUCGAGGCACGCGUCCGCGAUCUGGAGCGUGACCUGCUGAGGGAGUUCCAGGAGCGCGAGCAGACGUACCACGACGAGCAGCUGUUGCUGACGCGGCGGCUGGGAGAGUCCGAGCACAAGAUUGCCCAGCUCACCAGUGACCUCGAACUGAGCCAGAGCGAGCUGUUCGAGGUCAAGGCCAAGUACGAGGAAAACUCCCACGCCAGGUCUGACGAACUAGACAUGGUGCUGGUGGACCUGGAGCGCGCGAAUCAGAGAGCUGCCCUGGCCGAGAGAGAGGUUGACACGCUGAAAGAGCAGCUGGCGGUCAGCGUGAAGCGGGCCCAGCUGGCCGACGAGGGCGAUGUUGGCUCCGAUUCGCAGCGGCGCUCCGUCACCGAACGGCAGCUCGCUUCCAAAGACAAUGAGAUCUCUCAGUUGGUGGAGGACGUGCAGAGACUGCAGAGCCAGCUGACCGAGCUCGAAAACCAGUCGGUAUGCCAAAGAGCCAAGCUAGAAGAGGAGCUGGAACAAAAGAGCAAUGUUAUCCAGCGCCUCGAGGCUAUCAUUGAACAGCAGAAAGACUAUGAAGAGCUGAAAAAGGAAUUCUCGAUACUGAAAUCGAUCGAGUUUCCUGGCACGUCUCAGUCCUCCACCGCUGACGAGAGAUCUCUGUCGGGAGCCAAACCACUCGAGGUGCUCAUGCUCGAGAAGAGCAAGGCCAUGCAGAACGAGAACACGGCGCUCAAGGUCAAGACGGGCGAGCUGCAGGCGCGGUGCGAGACGCUGCAGCUGGAGCAGGAGCGACACCUGCGCACCAUCGAGGAGCAGCGCCGCCUCGUGCAGAAGCUCGAGGACGACCUGGGCAGCAUGAACUCCAUGGCGAUGAUCUGUCGUGGCGAGGGCGAGGGCCAGCCGUCGUCGUCGGAGCUGGUGGCGGAGGCGGUACGGGACACCAUGCACUCUCCUCCGGCACCGGCGCGGCCGGCGUCCGUGUUUGGCAGCGACCCCAGCUCGCCCUCUGACACCAUUCUGCCGAUCGUAUCGGCGCAGCGCGAGCGUUUCAGGCACCGGAUCCAGGAGCUGGAGCAGGAGCGCUACAUGCUGCAGCACGAGCUGGGCCUCAAGGAGUCCGACAUCGAUGACCUGCGCCGCGACAACCUCAAGCUCUUCGAGAAGAUCAAGUACCUGCAGAGCUACUCAGCACAGAAAUCGUCAUCACAAGACGUGGAGUCGCGCUAUUCCAGCCAAUACGAGGACUCUUUGGACCCGUUCUCGUCCUUCUCCAGACGUGAACGCUCCAGGAAAUACGCUCAGCUCAGUCCCUUUGAGAAGAUCACUCUGUCCAUGGGUCAGCUGGUGCUGUCCAGCAAGGGCGCCCGCACGGCCGCCUUCCUCUACACGCUUCUGCUGCAUCUGCUGGUGUUCGCCGUGCUGUACAAGAUGGCCUACUCGGAGAUGUACCGCCGCGAGAUUUCCUCAGAUUGCGCAGAAAGGUAUGCCGAGCACAUGAUGAAGAUCCACGGCGAGCAUGCUCACGUGUGAGGCCCCGCCCCUGGUGACGUGCCCUUUGGCCACGCCGCCCAGCCUACUGGAGUUGUUACGAGUGACGCCGCAGAAGACCAGAGGUGUCAACAUGAGCAGGACAUAGCGGCAUCCGAACUGGGGAGGCCCCUUCGGCCUCUCUGGGCUGCUAAUCCCCUCCGAUCGGGCAACUGUCCGCGCAGGUGCAUCGCUCACAUUGCAUAUGCGACCGUCUAUGUAACCGGUGUUGGAUGAUUUGUACUGAGCGCUGCCCGUGCCAGCCGGCCUCGUCACGGUAGACGUUCUGUCAUGUUGGGUUUUUUUCUGCUGUCCGCCUGAGCGCGGUCUGAAAGCUUCGAUUGUUGCUUCGCGAUUCUGCUUGGUCCAGCGCUCUGAGCUUCGCGCCGAAGCUUAAGGCGGUAAUGGCGGCGUAUGAUUAUGAUCAGUCUGUUCGUAAAGCACGCGACGGCAGAUACCGCAGUGGCGAUUCGUGUCGUUCCUCGCCGUGGGGCCUUUUCCGUCUGUCACAUGAUUCAUUUGCACGGCUGAGUGACAUAGGGCUGCAGUCAUUUGUCCAGCACGCGUUAUGCUAAACACAUUUUCCGCACGUUUGACAGGCGCAUCCGGGCAGGGAUGCGUCUUGGCGUGAAAUAUACUUGCUUCAACAAU